GAGCGAGUGAGCGCGAGCUGAGAGCCGGCGGGUGCAGGCAGCGGCGGCGGCCAGACUGUUGAGGGGCGAGUGGCGGCGGCGGGGGCCGGGCGCGUGGCGAGGUCCACGCACAGGACCGCAUCGGGGCGCCGGCGGGAGCUAGCUGUGCCUGCAGCCGCGCCGGCCGCUUGCGCCCCUGCGCGCUUGGGUUCGGCCAUGGAGCUGCCAGCUGUUGGCGAGCACGUCUUCGCGGUGGAGAGCAUCGAAAAGAAGCGGAUCCGCAAGGGCAGAGUGGAGUAUCUGGUGAAAUGGAGAGGCUGGUCCCCCAAAUAUAACACGUGGGAACCAGAGGAGAACAUCUUGGAUCCCCGUCUGCUGAUCGCCUUCCAGAACAGGGAAAGGCAAGAGCAGCUGAUGGGAUAUCGCAAAAGAGGGCCCAAGCCCAAACCGCUGGUGGUGCAGGUACCCACCUUUGCCCGCCGCUCCAAUGUCCUGACUGGGCUUCAAGACUCCUCCGCUGACAACCGUGCCAAGCUGGAGUUGGGCACACAGGGCAAGGGCCAGGGGCACCAGUAUGAGCUCAACAGCAAGAAGCACCAUCAGUACCAGCCACACAGCAAGGAAAGGUCCGGUAAGCCGCCCCCGCCAGGGAAGAGCGGCAAGUAUUAUUAUCAGCUAAAUAGCAAAAAGCACCACCCCUACCAGCCAGACCCCAAAAUGUACGACCUGCAGUACCAGGGCGGCCACAAGGAGGCACCCAGCCCCACCUGCCCAGACCUGGGCACCAAGAGCCACCCUCCUGACAAGUGGGCCCACGGAGCUGCAGCCAAAGGCUACCUCGGAGCAGUGAAGUCCUUGGGGGGAGGGGGAGCUCCAGGCAAGGGCUCGGAAAAGGGCCCCCCCAAUGGCAUGACACCAGCCCCUAAGGAGGCAGUGACCGGUAACGGCAUUGGGGGCAAAAUGAAAAUCGUCAAAAACAAGAACAAGAAUGGGCGCAUCGUGAUCGUUAUGAGCAAGUACAUGGAGAACGGCAUGCAGGCAGUGAAAAUCAAGUCGGGCGAGGCUGCAGAGGGCGAAGCGCGCUCCCCCAGCCACAAGAAACGUGCUGCCGAGGAGCGCCAUCCCCAGGGCGACAGGACUUUUAAAAAGGCAGCCGGUGCUUCUGAGGAGAAGAAAGCUGAAGUGCCCUGCAAACGCAGGGAGGAGGAGGCUCUGGUGUCGGGGGACGCUCAGCCCCAGGACCUAGGGUCUCGAAAGCUCUCCCCGACCAAGGAGGCCUUUGGUGAGCAGCCGCUACAGCUCACCACCAAGCCAGACCUACUGGCCUGGGACCCAGCCAGGAGCACACACACGCCCGCCCAUCACCACCAUCACCACCACCAUCACCACCACCACCAUACGGUGGGCCUGAACCUCUCCCAUGCGCGCAAGCGCUGCCUCUCUGAGACCCAUGGCGAGCGUGAGCCCUGUAAGAAGCGGUUGACUGCCCGCAGCAUCAGCACGCCGACCUGCCUCGGGGGCAGCCCGGUCUCCGAGCACCCUGCCAACGUAUCCCCCACCGCAGCCUCUCUGCCGCAGCCGGAGGUCAUCCUUUUGGACUCAGACCUGGAUGAGCCCAUAGACUUGCGCUGUGUCAAGAUGCGCAGCGAUGCCGGGGAACCGCCCAGCACACUCCAGGUGAAGCCCGAGGCUCCGGCGGUGGCGGCUGUGGUGGCGCCGGCCACUGUCUCGGAGAAGCCUCCCGCUGAGGCCCAGGAGGAGCCAGCGGAGCCCCUGAGUGAAUUCAAGCCCUUCUUUGGGAAUAUAAUUAUCACUGACGUCACGGCGAACUGCCUUACCGUCACUUUCAAGGAAUACGUGACGGUGUAGUGGGAAGGAGCCGCGCCCACUGGGACUCGGCAUCUACAGAGGUUCCCAAGGAGAAGAUGCCCCAGUCGCGGUGGCCAGGCCCUUGCUCACUCCCUGGGAUCCCGACUGAGUUGCCCACCUCUUACUGUCUCCUUCCACGUGGUGCCUGCGGUCUCACCGCCACCUCCCCUUCCCUAUAGGAGACCUGAGCCCUCCCUGUGGACCACCAGAACUGACCCCGCAGCCCCGAGGCGAUCUCAGAGCUAUAGUAUUAUAUUUUAACCGUGCUAACUGUCAAGUGCUGACUCUACUCCGGUUUGUACGUGGUGUUAUUCUUGAAAUGUAUUGUUUGAGCUCAGAAGGCCCGACUAUCCCCCUUAGGGCUGAUAUAUACAUAUAUAUAUAUUUAUUUGUAGGUAUUUAUAUAUUGAAAUAUAAAAACCUAGAUUUAUGGAGUUUCCUCUAGAUCAUGUUAUAUUCUAUAUCAGACAGACUAUUUUAAGUUGGCCUUUUCUUUCCUCUUCAUUCAGUAUUUUGAUUUUAUUUCCCCUUCUCCAGGAACUGCGACACCAGUAACCUUGGUAUAUAUUUUUUGAUACUGUACACAUGGGUGUGUUGUUUCUAUGUGCAAAAAAAAAAGUUUGUUAAAAGGCUAAAGAGCUCUCUAGAACCUGCUGCUAUAGAAAUGUCUGAACUAUAAGCUUCCAAUUAUUACCUGCUUGAAUGUAAAUAUUAAAUGGAGAUGUUGAAGGUGGAAUUCAGUGUCCGAGAUUAGCUCCAGGGGGAUGUCAGAAGAUGAGGGAAGGAGGACAGAUGACCCUCUUUUACCCUACUUCUGCCUAGGUCACAUGGAAAAAGACUGUCUCUAAAGCUAAGUCUUUGCACAAACCAAGCUGCCAAGCCUCUGGGGUCUGGGGUCUCCAGAGCAGCUCCUUCAUUGGAAGGUGACACGGUGUGGGAAAGUGAGAUGUGCUAGCCUGGAAGGGUGGAGUGGGGGGAAUGUAUCAGUCACCCUGGCCCCUGGGGCUUUCUGGCUGGCGAUGUCCACGUAGCUGGCAAACCCAAUAAUUUCUGGGUUGUAGAGGCACGGUGAGAAAUGGGUGCGCUGCACACCCCCCUUCCUGGAUCCUGACUCAGGCUGGUGGCCCUUGCCCCGCCCCCCCAAAACCAGGCCUAGAACGUUCCUCAGUCCUCUCUGCUGUGGACCAGGGUACAAGUGGAGUAGACCCCAACUCUUUGGGGCUGUCCUGUUCUGACACUGUCGGUCCCGCCCCUCCAAGGAAGCCGAGGAAGCCCUUUCUCUGCCAGGCUCUCUCCCCGGAAACCACCAGGCCAAAGGCCAGGGCUGGAGCAAUGGAACUGCUGUGUUGGGGACCAAGGGCCUUCUGCUGGAUGAUUUGGGAGGGGGUGACAGGGCGCUGAGUCUGGGCUGCCACCCUAUCUUCCUUAGCUGCGUGAGCUGGCACUGGUUGCUCAUCCCCUUGGUGGCAACUAGGCCGAGGUGCUAGGUGUGGCUGGAGAAGGGAAGAAAGGGGUUAAUGGCCCCUAGGCUAGGGGUGCGGCUCGGCGGGCCAGGAAGCCACCACCAGCGGCCAGCUUUCUGCAGACACAGCGAUCUUCCUCUUGGUUCAGUGGCUAAACAGGCCCUGGGGCCUCCGGCCUGGGGAAUCUGGUGAGCUUCAGGAUUCUCCCGGCUGGCAAAGCCUCAGUUCGGGACCAAGGGUCGAGCCUAUAGUGACACGGGGCAGGAGAUGACAGCGUGGUUCGGAGUGUGUGUUUGUUUGUGUGUGUGUGGUGUGUGUGUGGGGGUGCUGAGGUAGUUCGAGGGGCAGAGUUGGGAAGGCUGGGGAAGAGAUGGAGAGGAAGGCCUAGAGGGCGGGAGGCUCGAUGCACGGAGUGGCCAGUUUUGGCUGCAGGCCAUCAGCGGCUGGGACUGGGGGAGGGGCGCGGGGCGGGGGAGGGGAGGAGGGAAGGGAACCGCUUUUUUGAAAAAGCCUUUGGGAGUUUGUAGCCCCGGCUUUUGUGAAUUGUCCCUCCCACUACCCCAUCCCCGGGAGCCCCCUUCAGAGUGAGUUAAACACCCCUCCCCCUCUGUGUAAUGAACGCCCUUUGCCACCCUGUGAGUGGAGGAGGCUGAUCUUGCUUCUGGCAACCGGCCUGCUCAGCGCUAGAAUUGGGCCUGUCCUUCACUGGCUGGUGCACAAAGGCCCGUGCCAGGCAGGAACCUCAGCCCCUGCUUUUCCAGUUCAUGAGAAUUGAAAACUCCCGAAUGCUGCCGAUCAGACCCAGAGGUGGAGCCUUGGCAGUAGGUCUGGCCCCUGAGGUGGCCCCUUUUCUGCCAAGCUUGGGGAGAGAAGCGAAGAGGCGCGGAAGAUGGCUCUCCUGGAUGACUACUAGUUCACUAGUCUUCCUGGAAAAGCCUGGUCCACAGGUGCCAUGACUCCUUGAAAGCUGGGGGGGGGGGGGGGGGGGGGGGGGGGGGGGGGCGGGGCAUGUGGAGUGAGGAGCCCCAGUCAGAGGGUAAGUAGAGGGGCAGAGGUCUAAGGGAGCAGAUAAGGUGCCCAGCCUGGUCGUCAAGACCCCCAUCUGUCCCCAAGGGGACAAGGGCUUGUCAUUUACUGUAUUCCUUUGAUGUCCCAUGAGCAUCGUGGCUUAUUUAGUCCCCAGAAGGACAGCUCUCUGUGACACGGAUUUGAGGUUCUGAUGGGCAUUCCCUAGCUCUUGCCUUGAUUCUGGAACCAAACUGGCUGAUCCCAAUCCUGCAGAGGCUCCGCGCAGGACCUCUCAGCCCUCGGUGCUGGUCUCAGAGGACAAGUCUUGGGGAUAGAAGCAGACUUCCUCCUCCAAGGGGCACUUGGGCAGAAAGGGUUCAGAAGGCUCUCCUGGUGUGGGUGGUCCCUGACCAGCACUUUGCCAACAGCUGGUCACAAGCUCCCUCUUUGAAGGAGAGAGUUCAGAUUCAAGGGUAAAAAGGAAGGCUUUGCAUUCUACACAUACCCAAACUGUCCAAAAGGCUUCCCCCCCCCCCUCAGAAUGAACCCAAACCUUUCUUACUUUGUUAAGCCUCAGACACAGGCCAGAGUUAGGAGUGCAAAGGCCCAGGGGUUAUUUGUGAAGCCUCCUGUCUGAAGCCAGCUUGACUACAGCUCUGGUCUACCAGUAGUCUGCCUGACUGCCUCAGCUUACUUCCAGAAGAUACAAGUUUAUCCCACAGUCUUUACUCCAUCCUUGGACACCGCAGUUGGUGUCAUUUGUUGGGGAUGUCCCACAGAUGUAGCAUGGUUUGGGUCUAGAGUUGUCAGGCCAAUCAAAUAAGAAUUUAGGGUUCGUAGCUCAAUUUGGAUAGCGUAUGCAUGUGACUCAAUCAACAGCAUGUGCCUAUAAAUCGAUCACAAGCAUGUAAAUGCUUGUAAAUAAAUACAUAUUUUAAAGGUUGA
Molecule: messenger RNA, 5264 nt
Organism: Mus pahari (shrew mouse)
Lineage: Eukaryota; Metazoa; Chordata; Mammalia; Rodentia; Muridae
Gene: Cbx4
Product: chromobox 4
Exons: 5
Coding region: 196-1848 (550 amino acids)
Biological process (GO): negative regulation of DNA-templated transcription
Source: RefSeq, a predicted model, not a curated record